Messenger RNA from Apaloderma vittatum (bar-tailed trogon), 858 nucleotides. RefSeq names its product kinesin-like protein KIF26B. Gene Ontology annotation, biological process: microtubule-based movement. The record is from RefSeq and is a predicted model, not a curated record. Bases 1 to 858 code for a protein of 285 amino acids. The transcript has 3 exons. Lineage: Eukaryota; Metazoa; Chordata; Aves; Trogoniformes; Trogonidae. Gene Ontology annotation, molecular function: microtubule motor activity.
AUGGCUUGGAGUGAGAAGGAGGUGGUAAAUGAUAACAGGUCAAUUUUACUGAGGGGGAAAGAUUUAGCAGAUCGAAGUGAGACUGUGAGAGCCUGUAUGGCUAGACAGCAGGGGACAUUAGCUGCCUGUGGAGCGAGUGACUGUCAGCACCUGGAUCCAGGUCUCUCAUUGGUGAUUCAUGACAAGCUCCAAGUUCCCAAUACCAUUCGUAAGGCUUGGAAUGAGAAGGACAACAGAUGCGAUGUUUGUGCCACACACCUGAACCAGCUGAAGCAAGAGGCCAUUCAGAUGGUGCUGACCUUAGAGCAAGCUGCCAACUCAGAACAUUACGAUGCCUCGCCAGGCUCUCCCCCACCUCUCUCCAGUGUCCCCACGUUAGUGAGUCCCCGUCACAUGGGCAGCCUGCAGCCCAGGGACUGGGCAUAUGUGCCGGCUCCUUAUGCAACAUCUAAUUAUACAGGCUUUGUUGCCAACAAACACAGUGGAAAACCCAACAGUCUAGGAAUUGUCAAUGGGGUGGAGAAGAAAAAUGGCUCUCCUGGACACCAAGCCAAGGUCAGCUUUCAAAUGGCCACCAGCCCCAGCAAUGGCAACGUUCUCAACUCUGUGGCUAUUCAGGCUCAUCAGUACCUUGACGGCAGCUGGUCUUUGUCAAGAACGAAUGGUGUCACUCUAUAUCCCUACCAGAUAUCUCAGCUUAUGACAGAGACUGGUCGAGAGGGCCUGACUGAAGCAGCAUUGAACCGCUACAAUGCAGAUAAACCCGCCUUGUACAGCUUCCCUGCUUCCCAGAGCACGUAUGUUGCCAGUGAAGUAUCCACAGGCACCUCGGUGGCAGCAUCAUUUUUUGCCAGGUAA